AAAAUGAAAAGAGUUCAAGACAUUCUGCUAUGUUAUUCAAUUGUUCUGAUUUCAAGCGUUCUUUGUACAUUUUAUGGUUCGAUGACUGGAUAUGCCUGUAACCAUCCAAACAUCUAUCAAUCCUGCAAUUGUCAAAGUUUUUGCCAACCUUACACACAUCCUCAUGAAAUGUAUUAUCACCACGGCUACGGCUGUAAUGGACAUUGUUUAGAUCAUCAAGAGAGUAUGUGUGAAGAGGAUGAUGAAUGUGGUAUGAAAAAAAGAAAGAAACACCGAAAAAAGAACAAGAAGAAGAAAAAUAAGAAGAAAUUCAGGUUUUCAGACGAGGAGGACGAUGAGGAGAAGGUAGCCCAUCAUAAGAAAAAACCUAUAGAAGAAGACGAUGAUGAAUUUCCAUUACCUCCAAACUCGGAAGAAGUGGCAGAAGCAUCGAAAAGUUCGAAAAAGGAAGAAGACUGGGAAGACGAUGACAAGUGGGAACGGAAGUUCGUGAGCCAGACAACAACUCCUGCUCCCAGGCAGGCGGCCAGUGGUGGAGGUCUUGGAGGCCUAGGGUUGGGAAAUGGAGGACUAUUUGGAAUUAGCAGUGGUGUGGGAGUUGGAAUACCGGGAGUCGGACCGAUUGGAGUAUCGAGUGGUCUAGGAAUUGGAAAAUAA
This is a messenger RNA of Caenorhabditis elegans, 657 nucleotides long. RefSeq lists its product as uncharacterized. The transcript is spliced from 4 exons. The coding region runs from base 4 to 657 and encodes 217 amino acids. Lineage: Eukaryota; Metazoa; Nematoda; Chromadorea; Rhabditida; Rhabditidae. The record is from RefSeq and is marked reviewed.